Molecule: messenger RNA, 601 nt
Organism: Anopheles arabiensis
Lineage: Eukaryota; Metazoa; Arthropoda; Insecta; Diptera; Culicidae
Exons: 4
Coding region: 114-575 (153 amino acids)
Source: RefSeq, a predicted model, not a curated record
GGCUCGCGUUAAGACCUACGAGGCGGAGAAGAAAUUGCAAAUUUUACAAAACAAGCACAAUCAUCCUGCGUACAUGGAUCGGCGACGCAAUGGGGCACUGCGAAGCUUGCUAAAUGCGCGCAAGCAGUUGUCGAAAAAAAACUAAAAUAGAACAAAACUCCCCAACGAACAUCAAUAAGAAGAUUCCAAUAGAUAAGAAGAUUCAAAAAAAAGUGAACGAAGCUGUUCCUAAAACGACAACUACCCGAGGAAAGCGUGAAUUGGAGCAAGCAAACGAUCCCUAUGGUUACAACUCGCGUGGCAACUUGAUGUACCAAAACUACAGCUUUUCGAAGGCCAGCAGUAACGGGAUGGCUAACAUCAUCUACUGGCGAUGCACCGAGUAUCGUAAGCAAAAGUGUCGCUCGACGUUAAAAACGAUGGGCAAGCAGCUGUACAUUAUCGAUGCGAAACACAAUCACGUACCGAAAAAGUAUGGCCACAUCAUGUCUGCCACAUUGCCAAUCUUUAAUUGUCUUCCGGAGGACGGCGGCGAAAUGGAGAGCAUAUCUGCAGAUAAAAAUGUUAUUAAAUAAACACAGAAUUCAGAUUAAACGAGUGA